AUUAAAAAUUAAUCUAGAAUUAUGGGGCCGUCACAAAUCCUAAAUCUUGGCUAUUUGGGUCUAAUAUUAAUUGGUUUCGUCGGUGUUUCGGUUCAUGCUGGCACUUCUACUGAAAAUGAGGACGAGUAUCUUAUCCAACGAGAGUAUAUUCUAGAGAAGUCCUACCAUGGAUUGAUUCGGGAAAAUGAGACUCUAGUGGAAAUAACGCCAUUAAUUAACGUCGAUGAAGAAAAAAUUUGCAACUUUCGCAUUGUAAAAAAGCCAUAUCAUGAAAUUCCAUUCCAGAUUGAGUUGGUUAACAAUCUUGGAAUACUGAAGGCACGCCACACACUCAAUUGUGAAAAGCGUAAAAGUUACCAUUUUGAGAUUGUUGCCAUAUACUGCGAUGGAACGCCAUCGAACUCGGCAAACGUCCAUAUCACAGUGAUCGACAUCAAUGAGUAUUCUCCGACCUUCUUAGAGCCAUCAUAUGUUACCGAAGUCGAUGAGGGUAAACUUUAUAAUGAAAUUAUUCGUGUCGAAGCAGUAGACAAAGAUUGCACUCCACUGUUUGGAGAUGUUUGCAAAUAUGAGAUACUAAAUAGUGAUGAACCAUUCACAAUCGACAACGAAGGCUCAAUCAAAAACAAAGAGCCUCUCUCUCAUAAGGUAUCCCACAAUCACAUUUUAUCUGUAGUGGCCUACGACUGCGCUAUGAAAGAAUCUGUUCCCAUUAUGGUGAGCAUCAAGGUACGCCGAGUGUGCGACGCCAAGUUCUUAGGCAUACCAGAACGCAUCGAUUACAUUUCCGGUAGCACGGAAAGCUUACAACUGUUUCCAAAUGCGCGACUUGAUUUGUGCAAUAUAUUAUGCACAGCUGAUGAUCUAAACGUUCACGCAGCGGUUGCUCUUAAGACUAAGCACAUAUCAUUUGGCUGUGAUCGUGAUAUAUCGAACUGUUCAGCGAAUAAAAACUUAAAGGACAUUUUGCCCCGUGACACCGACUGGACGAAGGAGUUGAGCUAUGACGAGGGGCCUGAGCCGGUCUUCCAUUUCGAUGGGUCAGCUGGUGUAGUUGUACCCGAUGGGUUUAUUGACCAUCACGAUUUCUCGCUGAAGCCUUUUAGCAUUGUGACGAUCUUUCGCCAUGGUAAUCAAAGCCCAAUGAACAAACAUGUAAAAGAGCAUAUAGUUUGCAACGCGGAUGAUCACAAAAUGAAUCGUCACCAUAUGGCACUGUUCGUACGAAACUGCCGACUUAUUCUACUGUUGCGAAAGAAUUUCAAUGACGGUGAUCUAAACAUAUUUAGUCCAGCGGAGUGGAGAUGGAAAAUAGCGCAGGUCUGCGACAAUGAAUGGCACCACUAUGUAAUCAACGUAUACCAGUCAUCCAAGGUAGAGCUGUUCAUAGAUGGUGUACAAUUUGUGAGCUCCGUUGAGGACCAUCACGCCAAUCCGGAGGUCAUCGAUGAUUGGCCCUUGCAUGCUGCACAUGGAGUUAAUACUACACUGGCGGUCGGAGCAUGUUACCAGAGUUCAGAGAACCGACUAAAGCACGGAUUCAAUGGUGACAUAUCAGAAGUGAAGCUAUCUCUCAACCGUGUGCUCUCUGUCGACGACAUUAAGUGUGGAACGAGCUGUGCCGAACAUCUGCUACCAUCGACGGCAUUGCAACUUGAACAGCAGUCAGAGGAGGAGCCGACAGACUUUCAAGUACAGGUCAAUGCAAAAAUGAAUGAAAUAUAUAUAGAGGCACAAAGCAAGCAUAAUAUUGAGCAAUUAAUGCGUAGAAUACAAUACAUCAAUAUUAAAAAAAAUCCCACUAUAGGACGCAGAAACAUUGAGGUUCGUACAACAAUAAUGUGUACAAAUCAGAGUGCCAUACGUCUGCCCACAAUCGAGACAUAUAUCAUGGUAAAUGACCCCGUUCAGCCAGCAACAAUUCCUAGCGAAAAACUUGCAGAAGAUACUGCUACUUUCUAUACAGUUGAAAAUCUCAGACCUCAAUUUGAAGGCGAUCAGCUUACAUCGAAGUCUUCACAUUUGGCAACAAAGAUUGCAAUUUCCGGAACCCAAAAUAAACUCGUUUCUUAUCAAGAAAUUAAAUUUGGUGUACAUAUCUUGGAUAAAGUUCGCAUUGGUCUCGCCACCGACAGUGAUAGUGAAAAUGGGAUCCCCAAAGAGAACCUCGAUUCGUGCAGUGUAAUUGUAUUUCCAUCUUUAAAUCCGGACCAUGAGGAAAUUCAAAUAGACGGGGAUGAAUCAUUGUCAUCUACAAUGGACAUCAGAACAAAUAUUAACAAGGAUGGGGUUGAAAUGAUCGGAACCGAUUCAAUUCGCAGUUAUCUCAGCGUAUUGCGUGCUUUAGUCUAUAGCAACAAGAAACCGGCAUAUUAUCUUAAUCGUGUGUUUAAGCUGUCCUGUUCGCAGCUAUCCGCACAAUAUAAAAGUGUUGAAUAUACACUCACAUUGACUGUUUUGCAUCCGAAGCAAUUUUUUAAAACAACAAAUGCACCAUCAUCAGCCGUUACAAGCGCUGAAGGAAAGGAAAAUUUUCCAUCCAAUUAUCACAAUGGGCGAAUUGUAAGCGAGAGUGUGGUUCAAGGAUCAUCAGAUACGAAGUUUUUUUCGAACUCCUUGCUUCAUAUCAAUGAUGUACAGGAGCCUAAGUCUCAUUUACACUCCUUCGCGCACAAAGCUGAGGCGUCGCAUCCAACAAUGCUGAUAAUUUUAAUAUGCGUUUUUCUCGUCAUCUUACUCUGUGGCAUUUCUGUGGCAAGGCUAAAAAGUAACCAAAAAUACACCGACCGACAUCAGCCUUGUCCCAAGGUAGCUGAUGAAGGUUUGAUUUGGGACGAUUCUGCAUUGACCAUUACCAUUAAUCCAAUGCAAACUGAUGGCGCAUCUGAGGAAAGUUCUGAUUCGGAUAAUACUGAUUCGGAAGACGAAGACGUGAUCAAAGAUGGAUUUACCCACAUCAAUCAGCUUGAGUGGGACCACACCAAUAUGUUUUCAUCGGGGAACUAAUAUGGAUAUAUGUGUCGUUUAUCAAUAAAAAUUUAAAUUAAUUAUA
This is a messenger RNA of Drosophila arizonae, 3052 nucleotides long. RefSeq names its product calsyntenin 1 (gene Cals). Gene Ontology annotation, biological process: homophilic cell-cell adhesion; positive regulation of synaptic transmission; positive regulation of synapse assembly. Gene Ontology annotation, cellular component: cell surface; postsynaptic membrane. Lineage: Eukaryota; Metazoa; Arthropoda; Insecta; Diptera; Drosophilidae. Gene Ontology annotation, molecular function: calcium ion binding. The record is from RefSeq and is a predicted model, not a curated record.